CUACGCUCCAGUCCUGUAGGAGGCGGUGAUGCUGCAAAACCAACCUCUCGCGAAGAAGAAUGGGAAAAGGAAGCUUUCGUUUUUUCUUUGCCACCCGCUUCUGUUGCCUUUCUCAAGGAUUUAGACCUCUUUGGGAUAUAUAAACAAAUAAUCUUGUAGAUUGCUCAAAAAACAAAACAAAUGUACGGUAAACAUUGAAUUCUCAAAGGAUCUCACUACAGCUACGCAAAAAUCAAAAAGGAAACGGAAAGUUGCUACUCGCGUUUGAUCGUCUUCAGAGUGACACCUAUUACUCGACGAGAAGUACUGUGCAAUUUUUGGUGUUCGCCCUGGCUGUGAUAAAGAGGGAGUGAUCGCUUUUAAAACAUCAGGAUUGCAAUGGCAAUAUCUGAAUUACGGGCCAGCACCUGAAACAAGGCAGGCCAUAUCUAAUGAGGUUUACAUCAUUGCAUUAUGCUCAAAGACCACAUUUUCCUACAGAAUUGGGAAAUUGACGAUGAUUGAUUUGACAAUCUUUGACUUUUAAUGAUACAUUUUUAAUUAUGCAAUCUUCUCUUUUAUUUAAGUUGGUGGAGUUGCCAUUUUAGAGAUGCUGUGAUUUUUAUUUUAUUUUUUAUUUUUUUUAUCAUUAUUAUUAAAUGCAUAUUGGAUAUUAGCUUUGUUUUCAACUGAGGUGAGAUUUCAUUUUUAACAAUUUAUUUCUUGGAAAAUAUUUCCAAUAGUUCAAGUUACCCUAUAUAUGCAUUUAUAUAUUUAAGUGUGUCAUGUAAUCAUGUUCCCAGUUUCCUAAACCAUUGAAAUAUAUUAGUGAAAAGAAUCUACAUUUGGCAGGAUGGCAUACUCAAUGGACUGUACUCAAGAGUUAGGUGCAGGAGAAGCCUUCAUCUGCACAGAGUGUGGCGAAGGGUUUAGUCAGUACCCAAAACUAGUUGAACACAUGGCCAUUCAUGGACUUACUGGCUUAUUUUCCUCUGAUGGUUUAAGCAUUAGUAAUGGCAGUUGUAUCAACGCGUCCAUUGAGGUUGCUCUCCAUGAAAACGGAAUGCUCACUGUGGUUGAUAGAUCUGCGUUAUCAAACUUUACUUUCUUGUUUGGAAAACCUUCAACAAAGUCAGUAUGGUGCCAGCCCCCUAAUCAAGAAGCCUUGAUUUCAUCCAAGAUGCCAGAGAAGGAUUAUGCUCCGUUUAAAUGUGAACGAUGUGGACAAAUGUUCAGAACCCCAAAAAGCUUACAACAACAUCAGCAGUACCGUGCCCUUGAGCAGGGGUUCAAAUGCACCCUGUGCUGCAAGGUGUUUGAUGACCGGGAGAGUUUGCAAAGCCAUCUUCAAAACCAUGCUCAUGAGCGCUUUUAUAGCUGUGGACACUGUGGAAAGCGAUUCUUGAGACAAGAGACCUUACUGUCGCACCAAAAACUGUGGCAUGGAUCUGUUGGUUCCAAGACUUUGAGUAGAUCCGAGGAAGAUCAAGAAAACAGCAUGGACAAGUCUUAUCCAUGCAAAAUAUGUGGCUUACGCUUCUUUUGGUUGUCUGACUUGCAAAGCCACCUAAACAGUCAUUCUCGUUUAAACAAGCCAACCACAGAGGCAAAUAAAAAACAGGAAACACUUGGGGAAGAAGAAAGUAAGAAAAAUGACAGUGAUUCGUUUAAUGAGCCAUGUCGUUGUGGCCUGUGUGGAGAACAUUUCAACCAAAUUUCAGAUUUAAGAGAUCAUCAUAAAACACAGCAUCCAGAUGAAGUCGAGGUAAAUGACUCUUCGGGUUCACCAGAUAAAAUGAAACGGCAGUACCAGGGUGUAAUGCGACAAAUGAUUGCAAAACAGCAAAAGCAUCUGCUAAGACCAAGCAUGAGAGGAAGGCCUAGAGGAAUGAACAGAGCCAACUUUAGUGGUAAAUUAUUCUCCUGCAAACUCUGCCAUCGUGUGUUUGUGCACUCAAGCAGUCUCUCUCGUCAUAUGCGGUACCAUAAGGGUACUCUGCAUGCAUGUGUUCAUUGUGGAAGACACUUUCCACAAAGAUGUGAUGUCACAAGGCAUGUGGCCAUGUACCACAGUUCAGCGCUUCAACCUAAGGCUACUGGGGACUCAAAGACAGAACAUGAGAGUAAAAGCAGUGAACAGGAACCUGCGAAAGCAUCCACAGAAACAAAAAGUGAUAGCGAACAAGAAGAUCUUGAAGAAGAAAAUCAACUCGAAUCCAAGGGAGAUGACCGAUUAGUUGGUUCUCGAUAUACGAGAACUUACGCACCAAGGAUGAAGUACAAAUGCAAAGAAUGUUGUAGAGUCUUUGGGCUACUUAGUGUUUUUAAGCGACAUGUGUAUUUCCACAAGCGAAGUCCCUGCAAGGUAUUGCUCAGUUGCCCUCUCUGUCCAAGCCGCUUCACAUUCCUCUCUGCUUUAGAUAGCCAUCUUGAGUAUCAUCAUAAAGGAGACAAUGAGAAUGAUGGCACAAAAGCUCUCAAGACCAAUGUAGUUAAUCCCGAAAAUCAACAAGAAGAUGCUGAUGCUGAAAAGCCUGAUAAAAAUGCUGAUAAUGAUAUGGCAUCGGAAAUAUUGAAUGAAUCUACUGAAUGUUCUCAGACCUAGAGAUGCACCAAGUGGUCAAAAGUAUAUGGACACCCUUGUCUAAUUAACAGGUUUGGCUAUUCCAGUAAUUUUAGUAAAAACAAAUAUUUAUUCUUAAUUGUAAAGUGAUAUUCUAGAGUAUUGUGUGCUUUCAUUUUGAUUCAAGAGCGAGGACUCUUUUCUGUUCCAGGAGGGCAAUGACAAAGCUGAUUCAGGUGCUGAAAAAAUGUGAAUAAACGAAAGGGUUUUCAACCCAUUCUAAAAGUGUUCAUUAGGGGUUAGGUCUGGGAUUUGCUCAAUGUCAUUGCCUGCUCUUGUUACUGGAGCAAGUCCCUGCAACAGUGCCCCUUCCCAGAAGAGCGUGGAGGCUGUUAUAGCACCAAAAGCAGAAAUUAAUGCUUUUUGUCAUGCUUUUGAAAUUAAAUGUUUGAGCAUUAGAGGUCAGGGACUGAUGCUGGAAGACGUCUCGCUGUUCUGAUUUACUCCAAAGGCAUUUAAGUCUUCAUGCAAGCCAGCACUGUCCUUUUGGAAAAGAAAAGGGCCCUCCCCACAUAGUUGCAACAAAGUUGGAAAAACCGAAUUGUGUAGAAAUUCAUUGAAGAGUAUGGUAUUAAAAUUCCAGUGCUUACUGGAAUACCUGGAGAAAUGCCAAACAUGUUAAUUAAAAAAGAGUGUAAAUAAUGAGGAUAUGAUGUAUGUCAGCAAUGUCAGAAUGCUUAUAGUUAAAUAGUAAUGAACUCACUUUUUUUUAGUCUUCAUGUGUUGUGCUUUUUAUAGCGUUAGAAGCAUUCUAUAGACUUCUCGGAUAUAUUGAAUAAUGUUUUCUUGUGUGUUGCAUUUGUUGUUUAUAAAAAAAAUUUCCCAUCAGAUUCUCUUUUGCUUUUUCCAAUUUUUGGAUGUGCUCUUCGAAUUCUUAUUCAAAAUAGGCAUUGACACUAUGUGCAUGCACAAACCAAAGGGACCUGUAUAAGAACCUGUAUAAUGACCAGAAUGUCUGAAUUUUAAAAAUACUGUCUUUGAACAUUUAGAACAAAGCAGAAGUUUUUAAUUCUGGAAUUACUCAUGUAAUACAAACAGUCUUUGCUAAAAGCUGAUUCAAGAGCACACUUCUGGUGUGGUUAGGGAAAUAUGUAUUUUAGCUAUACUUUUUAUAACUAAUAGUCUAGAUUUAAACCCCUCCCCCCCCAUACACAAGUCAAAGUCUCUACACUGAUGAAACCCUGAAUAGAUUUUUUUUUUUUUUUUUGUACAAAUUGUAUUUUUUUUUUUUUUUUUUAGUAUGGUGAUGCAAAACAUUUUUACUAUUCUCAAACAUCAGUAACAAAUUUUGUGCAAGUCUAGUUUCACUUGUUUAAAUAAAGAUAAUACUGUUUUCCCCCUCUAA
Messenger RNA from Megalobrama amblycephala (Wuchang bream), 3947 nucleotides. RefSeq lists its product as uncharacterized. Gene Ontology annotation, molecular function: DNA-binding transcription factor activity, RNA polymerase II-specific; RNA polymerase II cis-regulatory region sequence-specific DNA binding. Bases 833 to 2584 code for a protein of 583 amino acids. Lineage: Eukaryota; Metazoa; Chordata; Actinopteri; Cypriniformes; Xenocyprididae. The record is from RefSeq and is a predicted model, not a curated record. Gene Ontology annotation, biological process: regulation of DNA-templated transcription. The transcript is spliced from 3 exons.